CAAAUUUCACGGGCAGAUCCGGGGCCUAGGAAAAAAGGAAAGGGAAAUGAAAUAUAAUGGAGAAUUGGAAGGGUUUAGCAAAAAAAACGCGUUAAAACGCGUAAAAAUGAGGGAGAAAAGAGGAAAUAAAGAAGUGGAGAAAGAAGGAGAGGGAUCCUAUCUAUUUAGACCAUAUAGAAGGAUUGGAUACGUUUCAGAUAAGGUUCCAUUUGAUAUUAUGAAGCGUGGAAGGAGUUUUUUAGUUUCAUUAAGUGUUGGAGAGAGUAUACAAACAUAUGAUUGUAACAAGCUUAAUCUAUUGUUUAUAACGCCUAGUACUAAGGGUAGAAUAACCUGUGUAUGUUCAUGGGGGGAUUUUAUACUUGCAGGAGCAGGAGAAAAGAUAUAUGCAUAUUGUAAAGGGAAGAUUGAAUGGAGUAUAAAACAAGAGGAAGAGGAGAGGGUAGUGUUGAUGAGUGUUUUGGGGGGGUAUCUUGUUACAUAUACGGAGAAAAACCAUCUUAUAAUCUGGAAUGUUCAUAGUAGAGAAAUGUAUUCAAAGAUCGAGUUUGAUAGGGGGGAAGAAGUUUUAUGUAUGCUUCAUCCGGCAACCUAUUUAAAUAAGUUUAUUUUUGGGAAAAAGGAUGGUACAGUUGAGAUAUGGAAUAUAAGAACAGGAAAACGGAUCUAUGAAUUUUCAUCAUUCAAAAUUUCAGUGACAUGUCUUGAACAGGCGCCGGUUUUAGAUGUUAUUGCGAUUGGUUUAGCUAAUGGAGUGAUUUAUAUGUAUAAUAUUAAGAAAGACAAGGAAUUAUUUCAAUUUAAACAAGAUGGGAAUGUUACAUCAAUUAGUUUUAGAACAGAUGGGCCAUCAAUUAUGUGUUCUUCUAAUAAUAAAGGGGAUAUUUUUAUUUGGGAUCUUUUCAAAAAAAGAAUUCUUAAUAUAUUAUAUACAGCACAUUUUGGUUCAAUUGCUAGAAUAAAGUUUCUAGAGGGACAGCCUAUUUUAUUAUCUAGUGGUAUUGAUAAUUCUUUAAAGGAAUGGAUCUUUGAUUCACCAGAUUCAACGCCCCGAUUACUUAAACAUAGAAGUGGUCAUAGUGCACCACCAUCUAUUAUUAGAUUUUAUCAAAAUGAUUCACAUUUUAUAUUAUCAACAUCACGAGACCGUUCAUUGAGAGGUUUUAGUGUAUUUAAUGACUCACAGAAUACAGAACUAUCACAAAAACCAUUUAUUAAGAAGCCUAUAUCUUUAAAGUUUUCUCUAGAAGAAUUGCGUCUUCCAGAGAUUUUAUCAUUUGCAGUACAACCAACAAAAGAAAAAUAUUGGAAUAAUAUAAUAACAGCACACAAAGGAGAGAAUGUGGCAAGACUUUGGUCUUGGAGAAGAAAGGCAAUUGAGAAAUUUGUUCUUACAACUUCAGAUAAAAGUUCUAUAAAAAGUGUUGCAAUAAGUGUUUGUGGAAAUUUUGGAUUUGUUGGCUCUUCUUUAGGGACAAUUGAUAUGUAUAACAUGCAAUCUAGGCUUCAUCGCCGCAAAUUUCAUGAUAAUUUAGAUGGGCAUAGAAAGGAAAUUACAGGAAUAGUUUCAGAUUCAUUAAACAAAACAUUAGUAUCAUCUUCUUUAGAUGGAACUAUAAAGUUUUGGAAAAUAUCUACAGGAAAACUUAUAUAUACUCUUGAUAUGAAAUUACCAAUAACACUAAUGAGAUAUCAGAAGUCUUCUGAUCUUUUAGCAAUAGCUUGUGAUGAUUUUUGUAUUCGAGUUAUUGAUAUUGAAACAACAAAAGUUGUAAGAGAGCUAUGGGGUCAUACAAAUCGUAUUACAGAUUUAGUCUUUUCAUAUGAUGGAAGAUGGAUUAUAUCUUCUUCUUUAGAUUCAACGAUUAGAACAUGGGAUCUUCCAGUAGGAUGUCUCAUUGAUGCAUUUCGUACACCAAGUAUAUGUACAAGCUUAGAUUUUUCACCUACUGGAGAUUUUCUUGCAACAACUCAUGUAGAUAAUUUUGGAAUAACUUUAUGGACAAAUAAGUCCCAGUUUUCUGAAGUAUUUAUUCACAGUAUUCAAGAAUCUGACAUUAAAACAAUAAAUCUACCAGCAGUAUCAGGAGAGAAUGGUUCUGGGAUUAUUGAUCUUUCAUUAAAAGAUGUAUCAAGUGAGACAGAUAUUUUAUGUAAAACUGAAUAUACAUCUUCUAAACAAAUUAAUCAAAUGUUAACACUUAGUUCAGUUCCUCGGUUUAAAUUGAAUAUUUUACAUAAUAUAGAUAUAAUCAAACUUAGGAAUAAGCCAAAAGAACCGCCAAAAGCUCCUAAAAAUGCACCAUUCUUUCUACCACUUUUAAAAGAUACAUCAAAAGAUAUAAUUCCAUCAAUUUCAUACACAAAUGAAUCUUCAGAAAUAGAUAAAGGCUUCUCUAGGAUUAUUAGUACGAAAGAUCUAUCUGUAGAAAGUCAAUUUACUAAACUUUUAAAACAAGGAGCUGCUCAAAAAGAUUAUAUGAAAUUUAUGAAUCAUUUAAAGACAUUAAAUCCAUCAUCAAUAGAUUUUGAAAUACAAUCACUUUCUCCAGAUUCAUUGUUUUCUGAAAUAAUAUGGUUCUUGGAUGCAUUAACUCAAAGUUUAAAAAAACAAAUAGAUUUUGAAUUUAUUCAAAUAUGUAUGGCUAAAUUUCUAAAUAUUCAUGGAGAUAUUUUUAUUGAAAAUCCUAAUAAUGAUGCAUUACAACAAUCACUCAUAAAUUGGGAAAAAGAACAUAAAAUCAUAAACAUUAAAUUAAAAAAACUAGUAGACUAUUGUUCUGGAGUAUUAUCUUUCAUUAGAAGUUAAAUUUAAACAUAUUUUUUUAUCUAAAUAUUCUUUAACACAACUAUGA
Pneumocystis carinii B80 is the source of this 2855-nucleotide messenger RNA. RefSeq lists its product as hypothetical. NCBI's taxonomy places the organism in Eukaryota, Fungi, Ascomycota, Pneumocystomycetes, Pneumocystales, Pneumocystaceae. Gene Ontology annotation, molecular function: protein binding. The transcript is spliced from 13 exons. Gene Ontology annotation, cellular component: Pwp2p-containing subcomplex of 90S preribosome; small-subunit processome. Bases 47 to 2809 code for a protein of 920 amino acids. The record is from RefSeq and is a predicted model, not a curated record. Gene Ontology annotation, biological process: rRNA processing.